AUGCUGCGCCGUUCUGCGGCAGCCCUUGGCAAGAAGGCCCCGGUGCCAUUCAAGUACGUCCCGCUUAUUCCGCACGUCUCCCACGACGACACGCCGCUUCGUCUCUUGACGAAGGACUACGUUUCUGUUGUGAGGCCGGGCUGUGGCGUGCCGGAGAUCCUGCAGGUCGAUGUGGAGGGACUGACGAGGCUCGCCUCGGAGGCUUUUGGCGAUGUGCAGCAUCUUCUUCGCCCAUCCCACCUCGCGAGUCUGCGGAAGAUUUUCGACGACCCGGAGGCGAGCGACAACGAUCGUUUCGUCGCGCUACAGCUUCUAAAGAAUGCCAACAUUGCGGCAGCUCGCGUCCUUCCCGGGUGCCAGGACACAGGCACGGCGAUUGUUGCCGGCUACAAGGGCGAACAGGUGUUCACAAACGGCGAUGAAUGCGAGGCGUUGAGUCGUGGCGUCUACAAGAUUUACACCACAACAAAUCUACGUUACAGUCAAAAUGUUCCUCUCACCAUGUUUGAUGAAAAAAACACGGGCUCCAAUCUGCCGGCACAGAUUGACUUGUAUGCGACGAAGGGACAAGAGUACAACUUCAUGUUUGUGGCAAAAGGAGGCGGCUCGGCGAACAAGGCGUAUCUUUUCCAGGAGACGAAGUCGGUUCUUAACCCAAAGUCCCUCCGUAAGUUUUUAGAGGAAAAAAUUGGCGCUAUUGGUACCGCGGCCUGCCCACCAUACCAUAUGGCUGUCGUCGUGGGUGGCACAAGCGCCGAAAUGACACUCAAGACAGUGAAGUACGCAUCUUGCAAAUACUACGACAAUCUACCCACAAAACCGGAUGAGUCCAAGGGCUACGCCUACCGCGACACUGAAAUGGAGAAUGUCGUUAUGGACAUCUGCUACAACAUGGGCAUGGGGGCCCAGUUUGGGGGGAAGUACUUUGCCCAUGAUGCCCGCGUCAUUCGCCUGCCCCGUCACGGCGCCAGUUGUCCGAUAGGCAUCGGUGUAAGCUGCAGCGCCGAUCGUCAGGCACUUGCAAAAAUAAACAAGGACGGUAUUUGGCUUGAGCAGCUCGAAACAGAUCCCGCAAAAUACCUCCCAGAGAUCACCGAAGACCAGCUCCUUAAGACACCACCCGUGAAUAUUGACCUAAGUAUGCCUAUGGAGAAGAUUCGCGCUGAACUUUCAAAGUAUCCUGUCAAGACACGACUAAGUUUGAGUGGCACCAUCAUUGUUGCCCGAGACAUGGCCCAUGCACGGAUGCGGGAAAUGCUUGAGGCGGGAAAGCCGUUACCAGAAUACAUUAAGAACCACCCCGUGUACUACGCAGGGCCGGCAAAAUGUCCUGAAGGCAUGCCUUCUGGUUCCUUUGGUCCAACGACAGCGGGACGCAUGGACCCAUUUGUGGAUCUCUUUCAGGCAAACGGCGGUUCCUUUGUUAUGCUCGCAAAAGGAAACCGCAGUCGAGCAGUAACGCAGGCAUGUAAGAAACACGGAGGAUUCUAUCUUGGCAGUAUCGGUGGCCCUGCCGCACUGCUUGCAAAAGACUCCAUUCGCAAGGUAGAGGUGCUUGAUAUGGCGGAGUUGGGAAUGGAGGCGGUGUGGAAGAUUGAAGUGGAGAAUUUUCCCGCCUUCAUUGUUUUGGACGACAAGGGAAAUGACUUCUUCCAACAGCUCAAAUGA
Molecule: messenger RNA, 1668 nt
Organism: Trypanosoma cruzi
Lineage: Eukaryota; Euglenozoa; Kinetoplastea; Trypanosomatida; Trypanosomatidae
Product: fumarate hydratase, putative
Exons: 1
Coding region: 1-1668 (555 amino acids)
Biological process (GO): generation of precursor metabolites and energy
Molecular function (GO): fumarate hydratase activity
Source: RefSeq, a predicted model, not a curated record